Desarmillaria tabescens is the source of this 1574-nucleotide messenger RNA. Its product is annotated as NAD(P)-binding protein. The record is from RefSeq and is a predicted model, not a curated record. Gene Ontology annotation, molecular function: nucleotide binding. The transcript is spliced from 6 exons. Lineage: Eukaryota; Fungi; Basidiomycota; Agaricomycetes; Agaricales; Physalacriaceae. The coding region runs from base 127 to 1476 and encodes 449 amino acids.
GGGCCAAAAUUGACAGAGAUCAAAAAUGUCUCAAAUUACUUUCCACGGUCCGCGGUUCGGACCGCUUGCCGCACCUUGAACCUACAUAUACUCGUCCAGCGAUGCGAAGCCUGCAUCUGCGCUGCGAUGGGCAACAAUUCCGAACAAAAAACAGUGGGAGGUCGCGUGGCCAUCAUUGGUACCGGAAGUCGCGCAGCGAUGUUCGUCCGGGGCAUCGUUGAGCGUCCUACCAGCGCUGUGGUCGCUAUCCUUGAACCUAAUGCUAUCCGCGCCGCUUACUACAACGAUCUCCUCAAGUUCUUGGGCGCCCCGACUGUUCCUGUGUAUAAGCCGGACCAGUUCAAAGACAUGCUGACGGCGGAAAGAGUGGACGCCAUCGUUGUUACUUGUAUAGACGCUUUGCACCACCUAUACAUCAUUCCAGCACUGGAAGCCGGAGUUCAAGUACUCACCGAGAAGCCUAUGACCACCGAUGCCGAUAAGUGCCGCGCUAUCUUGGAAACAGUGCAAAGAACCGGUCGUCAUCUGACAGUCACUUUCAAUUAUCGGUAUAACCCCGUUCACGAACUUGUCAAACGAACUAUUGCGGAGGGAAAGAUUGGGACAGUAAUUUCAAUCCACUUUGAAUGGCUUCUUGAUACCGUCCAUGGCGCAGACUACUUCCGUCGCUGGCAUCGACAGAAAGGUAACUCGGGCGGGCUUAUGGUGCACAAAUCCGGACAUCACUUCGAUCUCGUGAACUGGUGGAUCGACUCAGAACCGGAAACUGUCGCUGGAAUGGGUAAAACCGCGUUCUAUGGUAAGGAGGCAGGAACGAUAAAUGGCUGGGCAAAAGAUUAUGUGCGAGCUCGAGGAGAUGACGAAGCCAAGAAGGAUCCUUUCGCCAUGCAUAUGGAGAUGGACGAGACGUUACAGAAGCUUUAUGCCGAAGCUGAGGGAGAGGACGGCUAUCAUCGUGAUAUGAAUGUCUUCGGACCUGACAUCGCUAUCGAGGAUGACAUGAGCGUCAUGGUGCGCUAUAAGUCGGGCGUAACUCUGACAUACCACCUGACAGCCUAUUCCCCCUGGGAGGGAUACCGUGUCAUGUUCAAUGGUUCCGAAGGUCGCCUCGAACUUGAUGUCGUCGAGUCUGAAUAUCGCUUUCCCAGUGAUGGAGAGGGCUUAGGCGGACUUAUUCACGGCACCAACUCGCUACCUCAUGCGGGAGGUGCGACCGUCACCCUCCAACGAUUGUGGGAGAAGCCUCAACGGCUUCCUGUCAAUAUUGAUCACUCCGCACACGGAGGAGGUGAUACUCGUAUGCUCAGUGUAUUAUUUGGAGCGAAGCCGGGCCAAGAGGUCGAUAUAGGUGAUGCAUCCAAGCAAUCGGCCAACGAGAGGGAUGGCGCAAUGGCGCUCGCCGUCGGAGUGUGUGCUAAUGAAAGCUUCAAGACGGGAAAAUUUAUUGAUGUGGCGACCCUGAAUCUUCCAUUAUAACGGUAAUUUAUUGUGUAGGAAUAUGCGAAAAUUUCUCAACCCUUUAUAGUUGGUUUGCAUGUACUUACUGAAGCAUGAUAAACAAAUUAUUUGACAGG